This is a messenger RNA of Lactuca sativa (garden lettuce), 2096 nucleotides long. It is a transcript of the gene PHT2;1, whose product is annotated as phosphate transporter 2;1. Gene Ontology annotation, cellular component: membrane. The record is from RefSeq and is a predicted model, not a curated record. Gene Ontology annotation, molecular function: phosphate transmembrane transporter activity. NCBI's taxonomy places the organism in Eukaryota, Viridiplantae, Streptophyta, Magnoliopsida, Asterales, Asteraceae. Gene Ontology annotation, biological process: phosphate ion transmembrane transport.
UGUGUUUGGGUGGUGCAGCCUUCAAGUUACACAACCACCACUCAUUUCAAAAGGAACCAAAUCAAGAAAUCCAAACUAAAAUCCACAAUCAACAACCACCACAAUGUGGACUUGAAAACAAUCACCUCCUCCUCCCACCCCUCCUCCUCCCUACACCACCACUCUCCAUGGCCACCGGCUAGAUCUUUAAACAAAAAUCAGAGCAUAUUCUCUCUAAAUUUAUCCAUAAUUCCAUAAACCAUGACUACUUCUUCUUACUGUUUUUCUCCCACUAGAAACCCAAUCACACAUUCAAACACGAACUUGUUGUUUCUCAAUUCAAACCUUUAUCUACCAAAACACAGAAACCAUGCACCUUUCACUUACGAAACCAAGAAAGAUUUCAUUUCCAACAUACCCAAAUCCACAAUUUCGCUUCUCAACAUCAAGAACCACCAUAAAUCCACACACCCUUUUGCAUCUUUAUCAUCUUUUGCUCAAAAUCAAGAAGGUGAAGGUGAAGGUGAAAAUCAAGAAAGUGUUAAAGAUGAAGGUGAGUCGUUGCCUGGUAUGGCUCAAGCUUUUAACAUAUCCUCCAACACAGCUUCUGCUAUAUCGGUUUGCAUAGCUGUUGCAGCUUUGUCUUUACCUUUGAUCAUGAAAUCUUUGGCUCAAGGAAUGGGGUUAAAGAUUAAGUUGUUGUCAUACGCAACACUUCUGUUUGGGUUUUAUAUGGCUUGGAAUAUUGGUGCGAACGAUGUGGCGAAUGCCAUGGGGACAUCGGUGGGGUCCGGGGCUUUGACUCUCCGGCAGGCGGUGCUGACCGCCGCCGUGUUGGAGUUUUCCGGCGCGUUGUUGAUGGGUCGGCAUGUGACGAGUACAAUGCAGAAAGGGAUUCUUGUUGCUAAUGUUUUUCAAGGGAAGGAUGCUUUGCUUUUUGCAGGGCUAUUAUCGUCUUUAGCCGCUGCGGGUACUUGGUUACAAGUUGCAUCGUUUUAUGGAUUACCUGUCUCGACUACACACUGUAUUGUGGGGUCCAUGGUUGGGUUUGGGCUCGUGUAUGGAGGACCUGAUGCGGUUUUCUGGAGCUCAUUAGCAAGGGUGACGUCAUCUUGGGUUAUAUCGCCUCUUAUGGGUGCAGCAGUUUCCUUCCUCGUGUACAAAUGCAUCCGUAGGUUUGUUUACAGUGCUCCAAACCCCGGACAAGCAGCGGCUGCAGCUGCACCGAUUGCUGUUUUCGUGGGUGUCACAGCAAUAACUUUUGCAGCUUUUCCUCUAAGCAACACGCUCCCAAUAGCAUUCACUCAAGCUUUAGCAUGUGGGACACUUGGCGCAUUCCUAUUCAACAACAUCAUCCGAAAACAACUCGGUCACCUCCUCGACAAGUCAAACUCAAAGUCAAACUCCACACCACAAGAGUCACACGAAGAGUCAACAACCAAAAGCAUCGGUUUCCUAUCAGAUAUCGCGGGGCCCACAGGCACCCAAUUGGAAAUAGUUUACGGGGUGUUUGGCUACAUGCAAAUUCUAUCGGCUUGCUUCAUGUCAUUCGCGCAUGGUGGAAAUGACGUUUCUAACGCGAUAGGCCCUUUAGCUGCGGCUCUUUCUAUAUUACAAGGGGGUGCGACCGGGGGCGAAAUCGUAAUUCCAAUGGAUGUUCUUGCAUGGGGUGGAUUUGGGAUUGUUGCGGGGCUUAUGAUGUGGGGGUAUAGAGUGAUAGCUACGAUUGGUAAAAAGAUCACCGAGUUGACUCCUACACGAGGUUUUGCAGCUGAAUUUGCUGCUGCUUCGGUUGUACUCUUUGCAUCAAAACUUGGACUUCCUAUCUCGGCUACUCAUACUCUUGUGGGUGCAGUUAUGGGAGUCGGGUUUGCAAGAGGGCUUAAUAGUGUCAGGGCGGAAACUGUGAGGGAAAUUGUUACUUCAUGGGUCGUUACUAUUCCAGUUGGCGCCGUCUUUGCUGUCAUCUACACGUGGCUAUUUACCAAGUUCUUGCCGAAUAUUUUUUGAGUGUACAUCCAAAAAAUAAUAAUUCGAAUUUGAGGCUUUAUUAAACACUAAUUAAUUACUCAACUUUUUUCUUUUAUUUGAUAUAUAAUCAAUGAUUGAUUGCCUCA